CGUUUCCAGCAACGCCUCACAGUGCUGGCUGACUGGUACGACAAUCGCACUGGAGUGUGUGUGUCUGGUGGCUGAGCUGUGGUUCCAUUCGGGCCUGUUUUUUCUUCUCUCUGCGAUAGGUCUUUGAAGUUGGCUGUACCGGUGUGAAUAGGUUCACCCACCAGUUCACGGCUGUCUUUGAGAAGUUCGCUUCUUCGCAGGGGAUAUAUUCAGAGCUUUAAGAAAAGGUGAACACUUAUUGACGACAUCGAGCUGAAGUUGCAAGUAACAAACCAGAUCACCCAGAGAAUAUUCAGAAGCAUUGUAUCGCAAUACUUUGCUAGAGGUUUCUGAAGACAUAUUCUUUGACAGAGAGUACUCAACCAACUAAAAUGGAUGUAGGUGACGACAACGGAAACCAGGGGACCCUCGUGGUGGAAAACGGAGAGAAAAUCUCAAAACAUGAUGACUUCUUCGAUGACGCGCCCCCCAAACACGCACAAAGCCCAGAACCCGAAACAGCACCACAAACAAAUGCAAAUGGGGACGCAGAAAAGAUACAAGUGAAUGGGGACGUAGCCCAUGAAGAAACGAAUGGAAAGGAAGAAAAAGAAGAGACAGGCGAAACUCAGCAAGCCGCAGCAGAAGAUGCUGCUGAUGGAUUGAAAAGCGAAGAAAACACAGAAGCCAUGACAAAUGGGGACGUGGGUCAUGAAGAGACGAACGGAAAAGAAGAAAAGGAAGAGACAGAGGAUACCCAGCAAGCUGCAGCAGAGGAUGCUACUGAGACAGACCAGGCAAAGCCCGAAGACCCAGCUCCUGAAGACGUGGAAUCCGAACCCAAACAGGAAGCCACUGACGAUCCACCUGCCGGCGAAGACGCGGCGCCGGUCACUACAGAGGAAGCUGCGGUGACCACGAAUCAGGAGGAGGAAGAGGCAGAGGAGAAAAAAGAAUCGGAGGAAGACGGAGAAGACGUCGAGAAGAAGGAGGAACUUCUACCAGUGGAGGGCGACGGCGCCGAGACGAGGACGACGUCCACACACAGCCACUACACGGACGACUUCUCGCAGGCCUCAGAGGAGACAGCCGCCGCCGCCCGGACCACGCCCACUGGGGACACAGAAGUGGAAGAAAAAGAGGCGGCCCCAGCACCAACGACCCCUGAACCUGCCCCCACGGAGGAGCAGGAGCAAGAGGAGCUGGAGAAAGAGGAGGAGAAAGAGGAGGAACAACAUGAUGACGACGUUGCUCCCGUGUCUAAGUCAGAGGCCGAUGUGGGGGUGGAAGCUGAGGUUGAGGCGACUCCAGCGACAGAGGAAGAAGAACAACAGUCUGGGGAGCUCGCUGCAGGGUACCCACCAGCUCCGAGCUCUCGGACCAGCAGUCGCAGCAGUGGCCGUAGUGGGGGAGGUGGAGGAGGAGGAGGAGGGGAUGCUGUGGGCGAGGAAGGAGCGGGGGAAGCCAGGGCCGACUCCAGGGCUGAGGCAGCCUCCGUGGUGCCAGUCCCAGUGGCAGAUCCCCCGGUCGUCGUCACAGACGGACGCAGCAGUGGACUCGGCGCGGAGGAACAAGGCGACAGGGGCGAAGACCGGUCAGAAGAAAAAGCCCCCGAAGGUUCCGAAGACUGCAGAGGUCAAGGCCAGUGGCGUCCGGAGGAGCAGCAGGCGAUGGCGUCCGCCAUGAUUGCACACCAGUCAGAGAAAGAUGUCCAGGAGGAGCUCAACCACGUCAAGAAAGAAUACGAUGAUCUCAAGGACCGGCUAGCCGUCCUUGAAGAGGAGCUGGAGAAGAAGAACGAUCAGCUGAUCGUGAACAAGGAGAUCAAUGCAGAAAAAGACAAGAAAAUCAAAGAUCUCCAAGAGGAGGUGGAUCGUUUGCUGACGAAGAGCCUGGGAGAUGAGGAAGUUGAGGCUAGGGUCAAAGAUCUCCAAGAACGACUCGCCAUCCUGGCUAGAGAGAACGAGGAGAAGGACAAGCGAAUCUGCAAGCUGGAGGGAGAUCUUAAAGACGUCACGACCAAACUGCGGGACACAGAACGCAAGCUCUUCGCCUCAGAAGCGACGAAUGCAGCCCAACCUGAGGCGCCCAAAUCAAAAACUUGUAUCGUUAUGUAAAUUGAUUCACUUUGCAUGUUAGGAAUUUUGUGUUGUAUCGAUUGAAAAAUGUGCAUAAUAUUAUAAUAAUUUUUUUCAUCGACAUUUCGACGUCAUAUAAUUUGGUUGUUUUUUUUUUAAAGAUCUGAUUCUAUUUGUAUAAUUCGGACUGUGAUAAAAAUGAAUACUCAUAAUUAUUUUAACAGAACGGGGCUUUGUGUUGAAGGGGAUGAAUGGGGUGGGUUCUCUUCAUAUGUGUGAGGAAGUGGGGUUGAGGCGGGGGUGUACAUCUGACUUUUGAUCAACUUAAGAGUUUACUGCACAAUCAUUCUAUGCUUGACUCCUAAGAUUCUAUAACCAAAUCUAUGUCAACGUACAGAAGAAAGAAAAUAGCCCAAAAUUCUGAUUUUUUGGUAAUCGCAGUUUCCUAAACAUUUUUGUUCCUCGGUUUAUCCAGGCAUAGUGAAAUGGCGUAUAUUAAGGUGCUGAUGCAUCGGUACAUGGUACAGAAAGAGUUAAUCCUUGGUAUCGGUUGCAUAUGCUUGAGAAACGCUUUGUCACCAUUCAUAUUAUUCUAAAUGUUGAAGAAUGCAAGAAAAUAAUACACAUUAUGAGGAUAUACGUUGUUGGUUUUUUUCAAGAAUGAAUAAAUAGUUUUUAUUUCCCUUCUGGAAAAAAAAUGGUGUCGGGGCUCAAACCAGUUUAACAGCUUGUUGGUGUUUUAUUGUUAGCUAAAACACUUUCAAUGUGAACAGAACAGAAACAGAAUAACUAGUCGACUCUUUCACUGUGAUAAUUAUUGCGACUGUCAGUUCAACGGGUUUGCGGGUUACAUGUAUAAAGACAAAGAUAACCUUUGAUUGCCCGACUUGUAUUUUGACGUCAUUUACUUUUGAGAACUGUCUAAGACUUUUUAUCCAUUGACCUUAUCCACAAAAUGGUCAACUGUUCUGAAAUUGCUUCCAUUGUGUAGAUUUGAAUCAAUUCUUUCGUACAUACCCUAUUCAUAGCGAUAUGUUCUUCAGUUAAUUGUCAAGGUUUGCACAAAAAAAAAUUAUAAUAAAUAAGUCCAAGUAAAUUCAACUGCUAUUAUUUAUGCUGUAAAUUAAGUUCCCACCCACGUUUUAUUUUACUUCUUUUGUGCACUUAACUUUAUUCUCGAUUUAUUAUCAUUGCUAUUUUUUUUUUACUGGUGAUAAAUCAAGGAAUGAAAUAGUUUUUACACGCCAUGAAUGUAAUUUGAAGAUUGAUUAAACUUUCUAUCUUUGAUACGUAA
This is a messenger RNA of Aplysia californica (California sea hare), 3351 nucleotides long. RefSeq names its product ABC transporter F family member 4. The transcript has 8 exons. NCBI's taxonomy places the organism in Eukaryota, Metazoa, Mollusca, Gastropoda, Aplysiida, Aplysiidae. The coding region runs from base 372 to 2096 and encodes 574 amino acids. The record is from RefSeq and is a predicted model, not a curated record.